AUGUCAACCCCAACGAAUGCAAGAAUUUCGUCUCUGACGGACAUUGUCACGUUGGCCAUAAAGACGACGGGUUCAAAAUGGGCAAUGGCCACGACUGUGAGCGGAGAUGGCACGGUAGCGGUGACGAAAAUGGACGAGUGCGGUGGAUCGGCUCACGAUUACUAUCUUGGCCCUGUGUCGAAGGAGUAUAUCAACUCUAACGCAUGUGCGCCAAUCGACGAGCCACCAUACUUCGCAAAAUUCUACUACGUAGAUCCUCCGUCAUCAUCGUCGCCGGACUCUAAAAGCGGGUCAAGUGAUUCUGGAAGCUCGACGGAUUCGGCAAAAGCCAACACCACAACGACUGGGGACUUUAUUCAAACUCAAAACUGA
Phytophthora infestans T30-4 is the source of this 372-nucleotide messenger RNA. RefSeq lists its product as uncharacterized. The transcript is spliced from 3 exons. Lineage: Eukaryota; Oomycota; Peronosporomycetes; Peronosporales; Peronosporaceae. Bases 1 to 372 code for a protein of 123 amino acids. The record is from RefSeq and is a predicted model, not a curated record.